This is a messenger RNA of Stegodyphus dumicola, 1896 nucleotides long. RefSeq names its product zinc finger protein 85-like. NCBI's taxonomy places the organism in Eukaryota, Metazoa, Arthropoda, Arachnida, Araneae, Eresidae. The record is from RefSeq and is a predicted model, not a curated record.
GCCAUCCCUGUUUUGAGACGCUAGUUGAUAUGAAGGUUGUUAGCUUCUCUAUCUAGGAAAGAAAUUUAAUGUCUACGGGGUAGGUAAAAUGUCAUAUGGAAAAAAAAUUCUUUUAAAAGAACUCAUGCCUACCCACCAAACAGAAAAACUUUAUGCAUGUAAGGUAUGUAACCAGUCCUUUAGACUAAAGGGUGUCUUAAACAAGCAUAUGUUUAUUCACACAGAUAUCAAACGUCAUAUAUGUGAUAUAUGCAACAAAUCAUUCAGACAAAAGAGUCAUUUAAAGGAACAUAUGCUUAUUUAUACAGGAGAGAAAACUUAUGUGUGUGAGGUAUGUACUAAGUCAUUUAAACAGAAGAGUGAAUUAAUCAUGCACAUGCUUGUUCACACAGGAGAGAAACCUUAUGCGUGUGAGGUAUGUAAUAACUCAUUUAAACAAAAAAGUGAAUUAAACAUGCAUAUGCUUAUCCACACAGGAGAGAAACCUCAUGUAUGUGUCAUCUGCAGCAAGUCAUUUAGACUAAAGAGCCAUUUAAAUAAGCAUAUCACUAUUCACACAGGAGAGAAACCUCAUGUGUGUGAGGUAUGUAACAACUCAUUUAGAUUGAAGUCUGUAUUAAAUAGGCACAUGCUUAUUCAUGUGAAAGAGAAAGCUCAUGUGUGUGAGGUAUGCAACAAAGCAUUUCGAAUGAAAGAUCACUUAAACAAGCAUAUGCUUAUUCACACUGAAGAAAAACCUCAUGUAUGUGAGGUAUGCAACAAAUCAUUUAAUCAAAUAAGUAAUUUAAGGAAACAUAUGCUUAUUCACACACAAGAGAAACCUCAUGUGUGUGAGGAAUGUAACAAAGCAUUUAGACAGAAAGGUCAGUUAAAUACACAUAUGCUUCUUCACACUACAGAGAAACCUCAUGUAUGUGAGGUAUGCAACAAGUCAUUUAAACGAAAGGGUGAAUUAAACAUGCAUAUGCUUAUUCACACUGAAGAAAAACCUCAUUUAUGUGAGGUAUGCAACAAGUCAUUUAGCCAAAAAAGUAAUUUAAGUAAGCAUAUGCUUAUUCACCAAGGAGAGAAACCUUAUGUGUGUGAGAUAUGUAACAAAGCAUUUAGACAGAAAGGUCAGUUAAAUACACAUACACUUCUUCAUACUGAGAAGCGACCUCUUGUAUGUGAGGUAUGUAAACAGUCAUUUAGAAAAAAGUCUGUUUUCAGCAUGCAUAUGCUUAUUCACAGACAAGACCAUUCCUAGGCUAUUGGCUGCCCGCAUACUUUCCUCAGAUUGCCACUUUCAAAUUUAAAAAAAAAAAAAAUGAAUGAUUAAUAAAAUUUUUAUUUCAUACUCAGUAAGUACUUGCUAUGAAAAAUUCUUUAAAAAGUACUUAUAUAUGACAAAUACUUACAAUGAAUUUUAAAUAUUUAAGCGUGGUAUCGCAAGAGUUUGGUCAUCCCUGAUUUUGGCUACCUGCGUUGUUUUAUGCACUGCAGCUCCCCUUAGGAAUGGCCAUGCACACAGAUGAUAAACAUAAUGUAUGCGAGGUAUGUAACAAAGCAUUUACAGGUACGAGUACUUUAAGCAAGCAUAUGCUUAUUCACACAGGAACGAAACUGUGAGUUACAUGUGCAACAAGUCAGACAAAAGAAUUGGAACUGUUAGAUAGCCACAGUCCACGAGAUGUGUGUUCCUGGGCCAAAGUCCUAUCCCAGUGUAACAUUUAAGAAUUGGAAGAAGCAUAUUAGCAGAGAAUAGGAGCCUGAUAUCUUUUUGGAAGAUUUAGAUAAAUAAGAACCUUUACUUAUUUGUAAGGUUUGGUCCAUGUAGCAAAGAAAUCUCAUUAUAUGAACUUUAUGUACCUUUUCAGGUUAUUUAAAUCUGAAUAAAUCAUUCAUUUCUUUCCAGAA